This is a messenger RNA of Carassius carassius (crucian carp), 7792 nucleotides long. RefSeq lists its product as uncharacterized. The record is from RefSeq and is a predicted model, not a curated record. The coding region runs from base 43 to 7014 and encodes 2323 amino acids. Lineage: Eukaryota; Metazoa; Chordata; Actinopteri; Cypriniformes; Cyprinidae. The transcript has a single exon.
GAAAAUACAACAUCAAAGCCCAUCUUUCAAGAAACAAUUAAGAUGUCUGGCACUGGAAAAGAUUCUCUUGAUGGCUGUCAAUUGGAAAGCAGUCAACCAGGUCCUGAAAGCCCAUCCUCAGAACCUGACUUUCAAGAGAAAAUUGUGUUAUCUGGACAUGGAAAAAAAUCUCUUGAUGGCUGUCAAUUGAAAAGCAAAAGACCCAAUCCUGAAAGCACAUCCUCAGAACCUGUCCAUGGAAAUUCUUUUCAGCUAGAAGGACAGAAAUUCUUUGCAUCUAAAGAUGAACAAGUUGAGCGGAGUAGUUUUGGGUUCCUUGAGUCUUGUUUUGGUUUAAGAAGUACAGCACAGAACACUGAGGAACUGAAACACCCGGAACCUGCACAUAUAAACAAAGUCAAUGAGUGCAGUCUGUUAAAUCACAAUGCAGUUGAAUCCAAAAAGAAGAUGGAUGAGGGAACUUAUGUAUCAAAAGAUGAACCAGUACUCCGUACAGACCAAGUGUCCAAGACCUUGCUAGAUCCUGAACUGCAAAAAUGUCUGACUGGCAAUGGUACCAUUAUAAACAAAGAUUCUUUAUCAUAUUUAAAGACCCAAAAGAGAAAACUGCAGCCUGUUGUUCUCCUUAAGACAACUGAGAAAAUAACUUGUAAUGGAAAAGAAUACCAUUGCUUUGAGUGCCAAGAGUCAACACAAAAUGUAGAUGAACUAAUUGAGCACUACCACUGCAUGCAUUCUCUCCAUAAGUCUCAGUAUUGCAUCUCUUGUGAAGGUUACUUCACUGGUGGUAAAUUGGCUUUACAACAUCUCUGUGGAGAAGUGGAACUUAAUGACAAGAAAAAAUCAUCGUCCUCGUAUACCAAAGUGCUUACUGAGGAAAAAGCAAAGUUCAUAUGUAGGUAUUGUAGCAAGUCCUUUGUUCGACAAGCUUGUCAUAAAGAUCAUGAGCUGAAGCACAGAGUUGUCACACAUCAUAGAUGUGACUGUUGUGGAUUAUACUUUCCUAAUACUCACAAAUGUCAAAGUCACAAGCAUAAAGCAACAUGCACACCUUUGAUACUAGACCCUUUUUUACAGACUGCAGAUAAUCCAGAAUCAAUCCAGGAAAAGAGCGACAUACCAGAUGUGGUUGAAACAGUUGGCUCCAAUGUAGAACUUCGUAAUUGCUUUGUGAAACUAAUGGAUGUGUGCAAGAUAAGCCAAUCACCUGAACAAAUGCAUUGUCAAGUUUGUGGCAAGACUUUCAGGCUCAGAGCACAAUUAAAUGCACACCUUAGAUCACACUCGGAUGAGAAGCCCUUCAAGUGUGACAACUGUGAAAAAGCAUUCAAAUAUACCUGGAAUCUUAACAAACAUAAAAGAGAGCAGUGUUCACAAAAGAUUGUCCCACAUGAAAAAUCUUCAGUUUCAGAUAACAACUUCCCACCAAAGUUUAAAUGUCCAAUCUGUUUUCGCAUUUUCAAGUACUCCUACAAUCGGACACGUCAUUUGCGUCAACAGUGUCUCAAAGAAUAUAUGAAAAAAGGCAAAGGAAGGAUUGGUGACAAGUAUCAAUGCCCUUUGUGUAAAGAUAUGUUUACUGUGGCCGGCAACCGCAAUAGACACAUUAAGCAAACUUGCAUUAAGCUUAAACUCUACAGAUCCAAAGGAAAGGUAAAAAACAGAAAAGAGUUGGAGGAACUUGACAGUACCAAAAAAGAGGUCAAAGAGUCACUAUUGACUAUGUCCAUACAAAAAGCAUCACGGUACAAAUGCACUUACUGUCCAGCUGAGUAUUCUAGCAAGUCUGGUUACUACAGCCAUCUAGCAAAGCAUAAAUUGCUUGGACAUGACAAAAAGAGAGUCAAACACAAACUUGGUAAUGCUGUUAAUUUGAAAAACUCAAGCUCUGCUGUGGAAAGACCAACUAACCAAAAAAGUGCUGACAAAGAUGCAAGACUUCCUUUUCCCUGUCGCUUCUGUGGAAGAGACUUUGCUUCACCUGACUCAUUAAAAAAGCACUUACGACUUCAUAAAGGAAACAAACCUUUUCGCUGUUUAGACUGUGGUAAAAAUUUUGCCAGGCAUGGACACCUAAUGGCUCACAAAAAUGUGCACAGGCGGAAUAUACAGUGUUCUGUCUGCUGGGAAGUUCUGCCGUCUAUUGGAGAUUUGUUAAAACACAGACAGUCCCAUCCAAAAAAAGGCAUACUUAAAUGUCCUGACUGCCCUAUGCAGUUCCAAUUUCCAGUAUUUCUGCUUCGACAUGUGGCUGUGCACGAGAGGAGACGCAAACUUAAGGAACUUCUCCCUCCAAAGGAUCAAGCUACACCUCAAAAGGUAGAAGAAAUUUACAAAGAGGAGUUCAAAUGUGCUCUCUGUCAGGAAGCCUUCGUUGACUCAAAGGCACUUAGCGAGCAUUGUUUAACUCAUAUGCCUGGACCUUCUGCAUCCAAAUGUCAGUUCUGCAAAAGCCAUUUCUCAAGUCGUGCUGCACUUAUUCGUCACAUCCGCCUUCACACUGGUGAAAAGCCUUUUCCCUGUCCAAUUUGUGGCAGGCACUUCCAUAGAAAGGAAGUUCUUAAAUUGCAUCAGGAAAAAUGUACAGUGGAGCAACCACCUCAAACGUCAAGUCCCAAACAAAUACAGGCAGAACCUAGUGUAGACACUUCUUCAAAAAAGACCAGCAACGUCUAUAAUUGCUCAUACUGCCCACAUUCAUUUCGUUUUCCAAACAAUUUAAAACUCCAUGAGAGAGCCCACUUGGCCAAGACCGUUUUCCCUUGUACAAAGUGUGGGAAGUUUUACAGGAAAAGGAAAUUUAAAGAUCAUGUUGAACUCUGCAAUGGAGACGAGAUAAAACCUGCUUGCAGAAAAUGUGGGAGAAUUUUUACUAGAAAAAACUACAGAAAUGGUCAUGAAAAGCAGUGCCAGGGCAAGCAGAACAAAGCUGAAACCGAAACGGGAAAAGAAACAAAUGAGAAGGGCAAAUUUAAGCAGCAAUGUCCACAAUGCUUUAAAUGUUUCAGAUCUAGCAGUUUCCUCCAGAGACACAUAUCUCUUCAUUCAAAGGAAAUUGCAUAUGCAUGCAUGCAUUGUGGACAGAAAUUUGACAGUGAGGAUCGACACUUGCAACAUGAAGCUUUUUGUGAUGGUGUGCUCAAGGAACGUAGAUUGGAGAGUUUAAGAGGAUCUGAAAAAAUUAAAUCAUUGUUUGUUGAAGAAAAAAAUCAUAAAGAGGUCACUGUGGUUUCUGGAGAAAAUGGUGAGUCAUUUAAGUGCAAAUUUUGCACUAAAUCAUUCUUGAGGGCCAGAUACCUAAGACGCCACAUUCUUACUCACACAGAGGUCAAGCCAUACCGGUGUAAGACUUGUGAAAGUUGUUUCUCUCGCUAUGAUCAUUUAAAACUGCACCAAGCCCGCUGCAGAGGAAAGCGACAACUUGAGGUACGAGUUGAAAAGAUGAGUCUUGACAGCGUGAGCACAAGUCCCCAAAGCCAAACCCAGGAAGAUGGUGACGCAUUGCAAUGCAAAGUUUGCUCAAAGCGGUUGUCCACCCCGAGUGAUCUGAAGCGUCAUAUGGCCAUGCUCCACAUUACUGAUAAACCUUUUCCCUGCAAAAGAUGUGGCAAAACUUACAGUUCUAAAAAGACUUUGAGUAGGCACAACCUUACAAUCAGAUGCAAAAAGAUUUCAAAGGAAAGUGUGCCAUCUGCCAAGAAUAAUGUACAAACCCAACCAUGCAGAGAAACAUCCAAACUUCUGCAACGUAUACAGGUGCACUAUAUGAAUAAAUUUAAAUACCAAUGUGAGUAUUGCCCUCGACGCUUUAAACAAUCAGGACAACUGAAGGUACACAUACGUCUUCAUACUGGGGAAAAACCAUAUGGCUGCGCCAACUGUGGAGAGCAUUUCAUCAGAACAGACUAUUUGAAACGACACUUAGCUAAAUGCAGUGGAAAAGGAGAAAAAGAAAAAAUUCUUUGUGACAAGUGUGGUGACCUGUUUACCCGCGACGCACUUUUUGUACAUCAGAAGACAUGUGUCAUUAGCUCAAAAUCAUCUGGAUCACCUCAACAGACAAAUGAUAAAGACAAGAGUCCCACCAAGAUAAAAGGUUUUUCCUGUGCUAACUGUAGUGAUCGUUUUUUAUUGUUCUCACAGCUCCAGCAGCAUUUUUUAGCAAAGCAUAGAUCUGAUCAGCCAAAAAAUAAUGAUCAGCAGCAAUUGGUAUCCAGUCACAUGCAAGUCAUAAAGCAAGAGCAGGUUGAUGAGGGGUAUGGGCAGAACCAAGAAAGCAGCAGUCAGAUAAAUGCACGGGAGCGACGUGCAUGUUCAAACACAGACCUUAUCAAGCCUCUUAAAUGCCCACAGUGCAACAUGCGCUUUUCCAGGAGCACUGGCCUGGGUAUGCAUAUGCGCAUACAUAAGGGGGUUUACCCACUUUCUUGCACAAAAUGUCAUGUUGGGUUUUGGACCAGAAAGACAAUGGAGAAACACAGGAGAAAAUGUACAGGUCACACACUUCUCUCAAAUAAUGGAUCGGCGAUGGAAAGUGCAGGUGAUUUAAACGAUACUGUUCUAGUAUUUAACAAGGGUUCUAAUACAACAGGAACUGGAGUACUACAGACUAAAUUCUCAUGUAAAGAUCAAGACCAGGAAAAUGAUGCAGAGAAAGGAGAUGUGUCUAUUCAUAAGUAUCAGUGUUCUGAGUGUGAUCAGAGUUUUACCGAUGGACUGAGACUCAUAAGUCAUUUGGAGGAACAUGGCCGUGAGGAUCAAGAGCGCAGAUCAGACAUCCACAGAUGCCAUGUGUGCAAUAAAGUCUUUGCUCAAGCUGGUAUAUUGCAAAGGCAUAUGAAAUUGCAACAUAAUGAAAAGAUGAAUAAUACUUGUGAAAUUUGUUUCAAGAGAUUUCGUUUUCCAUCUGACCUGGACAUUCAUAGAUCUUGUCAUGACCCCAGUCGUCCCUUUCCCUGUAACAGUUGUAAGAUGCGGUUUUUGACUGCUAAAGCCCUGACCAUUCACCAUAGGAUGGCUCAUUUGCAUGCACAACCACCCAACUCAAAAGAAUCUAGUGUGAAAGCAAGAACGGAGCAGCCUGAAAUAUAUAGGUGUGAACCAUGUGACAAAACCUAUACGUUAAAAAAGUCAUACAUGAAGCACUGCAAAAUAAAACACAAAGAGGAUUUUAUCACCGUCGCUGAUAACGAAUUGAAAAAAUCUUCCAGCAAUGCAAGUCAGGAAUCAGAUGAGGAAGACUCCAGAAAUUUUGAAGACGAAGAUGACAGCGACAAUGACUCUGAUUCAGCACCAUACUUUCCUUGUCAUGUUUGUGGUAAAACAUUCUUAACAUCAGAAAGUCUUGAGGAUCAUCAAAGAUGUCAUCUUGGCGAAAAACCCUUUGAGUGUGAAGAAUGUGGGAAGUGCUUUUUUCAGCUUGCAAACUUGCAACAACAUCAGCGGUGCCACAAGUCAGAGUUUCAGUGUCAAAUGUGUGGUAAAGGUUUUGUCUCGCUCUUCAGCCUGCGCAAACACAAGCAAACGCAUAUCAGAAAGAGUCCUCACCGCUGUACCAAGUGUCACCUGAGCUUUACACGCUCAACAGAACUAGCGGAGCACAUGGUUACCCACCGUGAUGAAAACUUUCCAUGUGACCUAUGUGAUGAAACCUUUUCCUGCAAAACAAGUCGGGCUGAGCAUCGCAAGAUGCACACAGAGCAAGAAGAAGAGCUUCCACCAUUGAUUCCCCCCACACUACCUCAAACAAUGCAAGUGACUCCUGCCAUCACAAGUAAUGUUGAGCAGUACAAGUAUCGCUGUGGAAUUUGUCAAGUAAGAUUUCCAGAUCCAGAACAGCUCUCAGAACAUGGCUGCAAUCCAGCACAAGAGCGGCCAUACUCAUGUCCUGAAUGCAACAAGCAUUUUUUACAUGGUUCACACCUGAAAAAGCAUCAGCUCAGCCAUCAGUUGACGGGACCGCGGUCUUACCAGUGCAAUCAUUGCAGCAUGAGCUUCACCCACCACCACCUUUUUCUCACUCAUUUACGAAGCCAUGGGAAUGAAAAAGCUUCCAAGAACACUAACUUUCCUACCAGUGAAAAGAUGUUCCGUGUGGAACUUGUGAAGCGUGACAAGAUUUACCAGUGCCCCAUAUGUCCAGAGAGUUUUUAUCAAGCUUUGGACCUUGCGAAUCACCUAUCUGUUCAUUCUCACAUGUGCAGUGUUUGUAACAUGACUUUUCCCACUAAGAAAGACCUUGAUGAACAUGAACAAUGCCAUCUGACUGCUGCUACUCAGUAUGAAUGCACGGAAUGUGGAGACAGCUUUCUUGGAAGUGAUGCUUUUCGCAAACACCACUGUAGUAAUAGAAAUAUGACCUUUCCAAAAAAGCACCAUUCAGAGCCAUCUGGCUCUUCCUCCAAGAAGCAGAGUUCAGGCAGUCAUUUUCAAGCGGGUGAUGAAGAAGAGGAAGAGGUUGAUGUUGGAGAAGACUUCAUUAUUUGUCCUAUCUGUAAAAGACGGUUCUCCUCCAAUAGCAGUUUAAUGGAGCAUCAUAAAAAGCAUCAUGAGGAUCCGCGUCCUUUCAAGUGCUUGGUAUGUAAAAAAGGCUUCACAAAGAAACGUUAUCUUACGCAGCACCAGCAGAUACACAGUGAACGCCCUUACCAGUGUGAAGUAUGCUCAGAAUCCUUUAAAACAGAGACGGCUCUUGUAUCGCACUGUAAAAUUCAUGAUGCAAAAAGGCAACACCAGUGCCCAAUAUGCAGCAGAACCUACCUUACAGCACAUGAUCUUGCAAAACAUAAAAGGAAACAUGCUGAACAUCAAAGCCUGAGUGAGGACAACCAAGAAUACCGAUGCGAUAUGUGCUAUAAAUCCUUUACCAUGUUUGCUCAUUUGCAAAAGCAUCAAGAAACCCAUGUGGGACAAGUGGUCUAUGAAUGCACAGAGUGUGACAAAGCCUUUGCUUUUCUAAAUCUUUUGGAGGAACAUCAGAGGACUCAUGGUGCUGCUUCUACAGAAUCUCUUUAGUCCCAGUCACCAACCCAUUUUUCCUAUUACUGAUGACUCCAUUUCCUGCAAUGCAGGUUGUUUAAAAUCAUUCAGUUUUCUGAACGUUAUUUGUUAAGAUUGACUGUACAUACAAUUCAGUGUUGUUUUUAUAUAGGCCUAACUGCUUUUAUCCACUUUGAAAUAUGAUGUUGGUGUUUUACCCUAGUUCAGAAUUGGUCUGUUAAUGUUCAUACAAUCUACUCCGUUCUACAGUUCUGUGAACUGCUCACUAAUUUUUCUUUGUACAAUAAUCAGGCUGAUGUAAAUUACAUUUAUGUAAUCUAGAUGAUGUAUGGAACUAUAGGCAUGAAUGCAGUUGAUGUUAAUAUUCCACAGUACAGUUCACAAGGAUGUAUAGUAAUUCCUGCGUCAUUCCUCCAUUUUUCACCUUGCUUUAAAUAUCCUUAUGAAAGUUAGAGGAAAUCUGUAGAUGAAUGUUAAUGUUUCAUCGUAAUGCCCAGCCAUGUUGUUAUUUUUCUUUUCUUUUUUUGUCUGUAAACAUUUAAGGUCAAGUUAAGGGGUUAUUACACAAGAUGUGAAUGCUAUUACAUUAAAAUCCAGAUUUACCUUUUUCUUAAGGAGUCUAACUUGAAUGGCUUCCCUCAAAAAAAGUAAACUUCGAGCUUGACAAUUCUGUAUCCACUCUGUAUGUUUUAAUCUACAUUAGUGCUGACAUAUAUGCCUAUAAAACCUGUGUUUAGUUUGACUUUUAUAUGGUAAUGUUGAAUUCCUUCAACUAGUAAAAACAUUUAAAUCU